AUGCCGCUCCUGUCCACACAGCUCCUGUCCACACAGCUCCUGUCCACACAGCUCCUGUCCACACUGCUCCUGGCCACACUGCUCCUGUCCACACAGCUCCUGUCCACACAGCUCCUGGCCACACUGCUCCUGUCCACACUGCUCCUGUCCACACAGCUCCUGUCCACACAGCUCCUGUCCACGCAGCUCCUGUCCACACUGCUGAUCAGGCUGGUGCUGCUGAUGCUGGUCCUGUCCACACAGCUCCUGUCCACACUGCUGAUCAGGCUGGUGCUGCUGAUGCUGGUCCUGCUCAUCAUCAGGCCCUGGCUCCUCUUCCACUGGCUCCCAGAGAUCACCAUCGCUGACGCAGAUGUUGUGCAGGAUGGCGCAACAGGCAGUCACCUGGACUGCAAAGAUCGUGCCCGUGCAUGGUGCCGGUUGAAGCGGGCUUCCACUGGGCUCCAAACAGGCUCUCUGUAUGGAGGGAGGAGUGUGAUGGGCUGA
Knipowitschia caucasica is the source of this 486-nucleotide messenger RNA. The record is from the annotation of a GenBank genome assembly. Lineage: Eukaryota; Metazoa; Chordata; Actinopteri; Gobiiformes; Gobiidae.